AUGUCAUCUGAUGUAGGGCCUAGCCUUACGCAUCGAUCAGUCACUAACAUAAGGACUGAGCCUGGCAACAAUCCUACUGUCGCUGGACCCGUCAGCCCGCAUACGCCAUCCCGCACGAUUUCUUCCGCGUUCGGCUCGCCGUCCAGCCUUCGCGCCGAAGAAGAUACAAUCGUGAUUGAAAUAGGCUCCCGAUUUAUCAAACUUGGAUUCGCUGGUGAGCCAGCGCCCAAAGCGGUACUAUCACUUGGAUCGGAAGAACAUCGUCGCGUUGGGGAUUUCCGCGCCUGGGAUCCAGAUCAUAAAGAUGAUUGGCGACGCCGCCCGAUGGGCAAGGCCUGGGGGGUUGACCACGAACUUUGGCAGCAUGAUGUACGGUCACUCGAUUUAGGACUUGUCGAAGACAAGAUUGACCGGGCCAUUCGAGAGGCCCUGACCAAAUUUCUACUUAUCGAUUCACGACCCCGAAAAACUGUACUUGUUCUAUCAUCAUCGGUGCCUCUGCCGUUGCUUUCCAUAUCUCUUGACGUGCUCUUCAAUCGAUUCCAGGCGCCGACCGUCUCGCUUGUAUCCUCUGCAGUCAUGUCAGCGGUUGGAGCCGGCGCUCGCUCAGCCUUGGUUGUGGACCUUGGCUGGUCGGAAACCGUGGUAACAAGUGUAUAUGAAUACCGUGAGAUCCGCACCACGAGAACUACUCGUGCCGGCAAGAUGCUGGUUGGGGAAGUCCACGGUCUGAUUCAAAGUGCACUCUCGCUAUCAUCUGCCCAUUCGCAAAGAGUCAAUCGAGAGAAAGAGCGUGGACAACACUCGGUAAGCUUUGAGGAGUGCGAGGAGGUUGCCUGCCGUUUGGUUUGGUGUCGUCAGUUAGAAAGAAGCGGCAUCUCGUCUAGAGAGCAGCAGCACCAUGGAGAGGGUUUGCCGACUGUAGAAGAGCAGGACGAGUCAGCCCCUGCAUCACCCACAGCUCCCCAACCUGCAGAUGGGAUUGCUGAAAUCCCAAUACAAUCCGUUGAUCCACCCGAAACUCUUAACUUACAGUUCCAGCAAUUGUCCGAGCCGUGUGAAAACACCUUCUUUGCCCCACAAUGCUCUCGCAGCAGCUUCGACGACAAUGAGAUUCCAGUUCCGUAUCUUAUCUACCAACACCUUUUGAGAUUACCGAUCGACGCCCGAGCAAUCUGUAUGUCACGGAUUGUCUUCGUUGGUGGCUGCUCCAAGGUGAUUGGGUUGAGACGCAGGAUACUAGAUGAAGUAUCGGGCCUAGUUCAAGAGCAUGGCUGGGAUCUUGUACAGGGGCACGCUCCCGUGCAAUACAAGAACAAUACCCUAUUGCGAAGACACAAUAUUCAGCCAGCCACUGGCGAUUCAACGGAAAGCAUGCCCUCGACCAAUUUACCAGAUGAGACAAGCUCAGAACAAGGCCACAUUCGAACCGCUGCGGACAUCAUUGAAGAAGCGUUGAUGAAGCGAGAUGAUCAUUAUCCUAAGAUACAGGGCUGUGUACGGCCUUUGGAGUCACUUGGACCAUGGGGAGGGGCCAGCUUGACUUGUCAGUUGAAAGUUGUGGCCAUGGCCAACAUUGACCGCGAGAUUUGGCUUCAACAGGGUCUCAACGGCGCAUCGCGACCGAGUGAAGUAGAUAUCAAGGCCCAGCAACGUCAAAGCAUAGGACCGGGUGGAUUGAUGCGGGCUGCUGCCAACGGAGGGCAACCAACCUGGACGCUGGGUGCCUGGGGAACAGUCUAA
Messenger RNA from Colletotrichum truncatum, 1743 nucleotides. RefSeq names its product actin-related protein. The record is from RefSeq and is a predicted model, not a curated record. Gene Ontology annotation, biological process: microtubule-based movement. Gene Ontology annotation, cellular component: dynactin complex. NCBI's taxonomy places the organism in Eukaryota, Fungi, Ascomycota, Sordariomycetes, Glomerellales, Glomerellaceae.